CCUAGUGUUGAACUUGAACAUGCACCGGAAGUAAACUGAAUCUGUUGUAGGAUGGCUAAAGAAGUUGUUGGUUGUAUCUAAACUCCAUUUAUUUUGUUGAUUUAGGUCUGUGCGCUCAGUGCUGACAUGGCACACAGAUAUCUCCACCUCUCCAGAGGCUGCAGGAACCUUUACAGAGUUUUUCUGCCUAAUUUCAGAUCACCAAAGGCGGCGCGACUGGUAUCUACCCAGACUGAGGCCCUGCAGAAACGAGUGUUGCUUUCUCAGGUGUUGGACACGUACAGAAGGUUAUGCUCAAAGCCUCCGAAAGGAUUUGAAAAAUACUUUCCGAAGAACGGCAGCCCGAAGAACGGCGAGCCCAAAGCACCCAACGCAGAGGCCCAAGAGGCCAAGCCGAACAAUGCACACAAGAACUCUGGGAAGUCUGAAGGUGGAGGAGGAGCUGGUGGGGGCGGAGGCAAAAAGGGAGGAAAGAAGGAUGAAAGCAACUGGUUCAACCGUGUUCAAAAGGGGGAUAUUCCGUGGGACGACAAGGACUUCCGCAUGUACUUAAUGGUUUCGGCGACUUUUUGGGCAGCGGUCAGUUACUACUUCUUCCGGGAUGCAGGAAAAGAAGUCACCUGGAAGGACUUUGUUAAUGGCUACCUGGCUAAAGGAGUCGUCGACAGGUUGGAGGUUGUAAACAAGCGCUUUGUGAAAGUUGUAUUCUCUCCAGGAAAAGCGGAAGCUAAUGGGAAAUAUGUGUGGUUCAACAUCGGCAGCGUGGACACGUUUGAGCGGAAUCUGGAGACGGCUCAAAUGGAGCUGGGUAUCGAAGGGGAGAACAGGCUGCCUGUAGUUUACUCCACUGAGAGUGACGGCUCUUUCCUUCUCAGCAUGCUUCCCACCGCACUCAUCAUCGGCUUCCUGCUCUUCAUGCUGCGGCGAGGACCCGCGGGCGCCGGGCGGCCCGGCAGGGGAAUGGGCGGCCUGUUCAGCGUCAGCGAGACCACGGCCAAAGUGCUGCGCGAUGAGAUCGACGUCAAGUUCAAGGACGUGGCCGGGUGCGAGGAGGCCAAGCUGGAGAUCAUGGAGUUUGUUAACUUCCUGAAGAACCCCAAGCAGUACCAGGACCUUGGGGCCAAGAUCCCUAAGGGUGCCAUUCUGACCGGACCUCCCGGUACUGGGAAGACCCUGUUAGCAAAGGCGACUGCAGGUGAAGCGAACGUCCCCUUCAUCACCGUUAAUGGCUCCGAAUUCCUAGAGAUGUUUGUGGGCGUCGGUCCAGCCAGGGUUCGAGACCUUUUUGUUUUGGCACGCAAGAACGCCCCCUGCAUCCUCUUCAUAGACGAAAUCGACGCAGUGGGGAGGAAAAGAGGCAGGGGCAGUUUCGGAGGGCAGAGUGAGCAGGAGAACACGCUCAACCAGCUGCUAGUGGAAAUGGACGGGUUUAACACUGCCACCAAUGUAGUGGUUCUGGCUGGUACGAACAGACCGGACAUCCUGGACCCAGCACUGCUGAGACCCGGACGCUUCGAUAGGCAGAUAUACAUCGGUCCUCCAGAUAUCAAAGGCAGAGCUUCGAUAUUUAAAGUUCAUCUGAGACCACUGAAACUGGAUGCAGAGUUGGACAAGGAGAAUCUUGCCAGGAAGAUGGCUGCCCUCACACCUGGCUUUUCAGGUGCUGACAUUGCUAACGUGUGUAACGAGGCAGCACUGAUCGCAGCUCGCCACCUCUCUGACGCCAUCACACAGAAACAUUUUGAGCAGGCUAUCGAGCGUGUGAUCGGAGGCUUAGAGAAGAAGACGCAGGUGUUGCAGCCUGAGGAGAAAAAGACCGUAGCAUACCAUGAGGCAGGACAUGCUGUAGCUGGGUGGUACCUGGAGCAUGCAGACCCUCUGUUAAAGGUGUCUAUCAUCCCACGUGGUAAAGGUCUGGGCUACGCUCAGUACCUCCCAAAAGAGCAGUAUCUCUACACCAAGGAGCAGCUGCUGGACCGGAUGUGCAUGACGCUCGGCGGCCGUAUCGCUGAGGAGAUCUUCUUCGGUCGCAUCACCACUGGAGCGCAGGAUGACCUGAGGAAGGUGACACAGAGCGCGUACGCACAGAUAGUGCAGUUUGGGAUGAAUGAGAAGGUGGGUCAGGUGUCGUUCGACCUCCCUCGGCAGGGGGAUCUGGUUCUGGAGAAGCCGUACAGCGAGGCGACGGCGCGUCUGAUCGAUUCAGAGGUGCGGGAUCUUAUUAACAACGCCUACGAGCGCACAAAGAAGCUUCUGACAGAGAAGAAGGACGAUGUAGAAAAGGUGGCGCUGCGCCUGCUGGAGAAGGAGGUCCUGGAUAAGAGCGACAUGGUGGAGCUCCUGGGCCGGCGGCCGUUCGCUGAGAAGUCGACGUACGAGGAAUUUGUGGAGGGCACAGGAGGACUGGACGAGGACACGUCACUCCCUGAGGGACUGAAAGACUGGAAUAAGGAACGAGGGAGCGAGAAGGAGGAGAGCACGGAGGAGCAGGUGGCGCGCCAGAUCGCAGGCGACAUGCCUUUCUAAACGCAGUCCUCCACCAGAGGGCGACAUUUACAGUAGUGAGUGGGAAAUUUAAUGCGGGUCGAGUCGGGGCUGGUCAUGUGACCUUUCCGAUCCACACGCAGACCUUCAUCGUGUCACAGGUUGGUGUGAGCUGCAUAGCUGAUGAUGGAGAGGUGAUUGGUUUUAAAUGGAGAGGUGUUCUAGCUGUUGGUCAGUGAAGCACACUUUGAAAUCGCAGGUGGGUUUUUGGAGCACGCUGCUGAAGAAAUUUGCUUGACUGUCUAAGAUGAGCAGGAGUGAUGUAUGAUGAAUUUUCCUAAAGAAAAUGUGUAUAAAGGAAGUAUGAACAAAAAAUCCUUAAAUUAAAUUAUUCCUGGUCAUAGUUGCUUCUGUGAAGAUCUUAUACCACACAGUGCAUCGCUUGUGUCUGCUGUGUUAAUCAGAUAAUCAGAUAAUUAGGAAGGAAACACAAUGUUUUCACUAGAUGUGCUCACUAGAUACGAGAAAAGUUUAUUUCUAGCAGAAAAAGCAUGAUGUCAUCUUAACAAUGUUGUCAAGCACUUGGUUACUGCAUUUUCUGCAGGUUUUUUUUUUUUAUUUAAAGGAAUACUUCAGUGUUGUUUAAUCUAAUGUAUAUCUGUAUAUCUAUAGUGUAUGUGCAAUUACAAAGAAUAAGAGUUUCCCUGUACUGAGAAAGGAACUUUUAAUGGUUCUACAAGGAACUUACAAUUGCCCUUGAACUUCUAAAAAUUUUGAUGGCAAUUGUUGGCUCAAUGUAUAUCAAUCAUAAUUUUAUAGAACGUUUUCAUGAAUUGUUUGCUUAAAUAUAUUUGCAAAUUAAGCCGAAAAGUGGUAUAAUUCAUAUUAUUAUACUUUUUCACUGCACUGAUUAAUGUGGUCUCAAGUAAAAAUUAGAAGGCCACAGACUCCUGAUUAGUAACUUGAUUGAUUUUUUGUUUUUCAGUCUUGUGCUAGUAUUAGAAAAUUAGGAAUAAAUUUACUCUCAUGUCUGUUAUAAGGUUGUAGUUUUGAAUUUGUGUUAGUCAUAUUUUAAAUGUUUUUUGAAUGAAUUAAACACCUGCCUCAUUUUGAGUAAACAGGUUUUCGGUUCUUUUCUCAGUACAGGGAUACCACAGAUGUAGUGGAUGGAUAUUGGAUUAAAAAAUGCUGGAGUGUUGCUUUAACUGGUAAGAAGCAGGCACUUACAUCAUCUGUGUGUUUUCUAUAAGCCAUUAUGUGUAAAUGUAUAUUUCCGUCUAAAGGCAAUCGUAAUUUUUGAUUUGGCUUUAUGUAUUAGUAAUUUAUCUAUUACACGCCUAGCAGAUUAAACAAGUAAAUGUCUUGCUUGUUUACUACCUUCAAGAGAGACAUAAAAAAGAUGCAACAUCUGUUUAUAGCUGCUGGAACCUAAGUGACAUAACAAGUGUAACAUACUUGUUUCUUGGAUGUUCCGUGACAUUGAAUGUAACUAUAAACAGAUUAAAAAGUAUGUAUUUAAUUCUUUAAUUAAUAAAAAAAUAAUAAUAAUAAUUGUUGUCUUUGGUAUAAGUGGAAUAAAGCACUUCAAGAUGUCCUGUUAUAGAAAACUAAUCAACUUCGGGGCGGGUAACAGUAACUAUGCAUCAUCAGACCACAUGGUCAUUGAUUAUUUACCUGGAACAGCACACCACAGAGUUCAUCAUUCAUUAUUUCUUAAUUCUCAUAACACAAUAUAUCUAAAUACAGAUCCAUGCAGUAUCAGCAUCAGGUUUUUCAGCCACUUUUGUGCGGCGGUACUGAGUUUGGAUUGUGUAAUAAUACCUGUAUUUGUAUUUUGUGAAAACGGUUUUCAGUGUUUGAAUAAAUGUAGAUAAAUA
Molecule: messenger RNA, 4361 nt
Organism: Pangasianodon hypophthalmus (striped catfish)
Lineage: Eukaryota; Metazoa; Chordata; Actinopteri; Siluriformes; Pangasiidae
Gene: afg3l2
Product: AFG3-like AAA ATPase 2
Exons: 17
Coding region: 127-2526 (799 amino acids)
Biological process (GO): protein-containing complex assembly; mitochondrial protein processing
Cellular component (GO): membrane; m-AAA complex
Molecular function (GO): ATP hydrolysis activity; metalloendopeptidase activity; zinc ion binding
Source: RefSeq, a predicted model, not a curated record